Molecule: messenger RNA, 1045 nt
Organism: Rhineura floridana
Lineage: Eukaryota; Metazoa; Chordata; Lepidosauria; Squamata; Rhineuridae
Gene: MPC2
Product: mitochondrial pyruvate carrier 2
Exons: 5
Coding region: 251-871 (206 amino acids)
Biological process (GO): pyruvate import into mitochondria
Cellular component (GO): mitochondrial inner membrane
Molecular function (GO): pyruvate transmembrane transporter activity
Source: RefSeq, a predicted model, not a curated record
AUUAUGCCUUCAUUACACUGACUAUUCAAAGAUGUUAAACCGACGACCUAUAACUGUCUUUUUAAAAUAAGUUGUACAGCUUCUAUUCUGGGUGAGGGGUAAAGAAGCCUUAAAGGCGGGCAUGUUUUUGGGGGGAGCCAGUUCUCCGUAAACAAAAAAAUUACUUAAAUCGUCAUCGAUUGUCGUCCAACCCUAAAAUCGUCAUAAAAAGAGGACGUCAAAUCGACCGUAAGAAUGUCAUCUACGCCGGAUGGUAAACCGGUAUCAGAGUAAGAGCCAAUCGCGCGAAGGGCAGCUGUUAAGCCACGCCUCUUGCUCCACCAGUGAACAAAUCAAAAGGAAGCAAAGAGGGCUCGCCCUACCACCUGCUUUUUUGCGUGCGGAGUUAUCGUGGUUUUGGGGGUUUGUUUGUUUUUUUCUCCUGAGAGGCAGAAGGACGGUAGGUCGAGUGGGGGACUUCGUCGUAUCAGUCGCUGUCACCGCACGCAGAAUGGCGGCCGUCGCGGGUUUCCGUGCCUCCUACCACCGUUUUUUAGACCGAAUCGAGAUGAUGUUGCCGCCUCGGCUGCGUCCUUUGUACAACCACCCGGCAGGUCCCAAAACAGUGUUUUUCUGGGCACCUAUUAUGAAAUGGGGCUUGGUAUGUGCUGGAAUGGCUGAUAUGACGAGGCCAGCAGAAAAACUCAGUACAUCACAAUCUGCUGUGCUAAUGGCUACAGGUCUUAUCUGGUCAAGAUACUCUCUUGUUAUUAUUCCUAAAAACUGGGGUCUCUUUACGGUUAAUUUCUUCGUUGGCUGUGCUGGUGGCUCACAGUUGUACCGUAUAUGGAGGUACAAUCAAACGCUCAAAGCCAAGGAAUUGGAGAAGUAGCAGUAGAAAUUGAAUCUCAACUUUUCAGCAGUAAAACAAUUUCCCAAGGGACAUCGUUUUGGACUUCCUCAGUUGCCCAGUGUGAAUUUUUACUAAAGCUGGUAGAACAUGCUUUUUUUCUAUAAGUUUAGAAAGCAAUCUCUUCACAUUGAAAUAAAACCUUCAAUUACACAA